Molecule: messenger RNA, 1112 nt
Organism: Biomphalaria glabrata
Lineage: Eukaryota; Metazoa; Mollusca; Gastropoda; Planorbidae
Product: acylpyruvase FAHD1, mitochondrial-like
Exons: 4
Coding region: 142-789 (215 amino acids)
Cellular component (GO): mitochondrion
Molecular function (GO): acetylpyruvate hydrolase activity
Source: RefSeq, a predicted model, not a curated record
GUCAAAGAUCAUGAUCGUUCAAUGCCAUGGUGUGUCAGCACAGUUGUGUACGAAGCGGUGUCAAAACAUUAUGAUUCGAUCAUAGUACCGGUAUAAUAAAUCUAGAGAUAUAUCAUCAGUAUCGCACCAGUGACCAUAGCCAUGUCAAAACUCUCACAGUUUCGCACCUUUGGCAAAAAAAUAGUCUGCGUUGGUCGAAAUUACAGGGAACAUGCUGCAGAGUUAGGGAACCCAGUACCUAGCAAGCCAAUACUUUUCCUGAAGCCAACUUCUGCUUACAUUUCUGAAGGUCAAGCCAUAAAGAUCCCACAAGGAUGUAAUGACUUGAACCAUGAAGUAGAACUUGGAGUUGUGAUUGGCAGCAAAGCUAUUCAGGUAGCUCCAGAGGAGGCCUUGAACUAUGUGGGUGGCUAUGCUCUAGGGUUAGACAUGACUGCUAGGGACUGGCAGUCCGAAGCCAAAAAACAAGGACAUCCAUGGUCUUUAGCUAAAGGAUUUGAUACCUCCUGCCCAGUUAGUGCAUUCAUUGAAAAAGAAAAGAUUCCAGAUCCAAAUAACAUUGAUCUGUGGCUGAAAGUCAAUGGAGAGACUAAACAAGCAGGGAACACCAAAGAUAUGAUUUUCUCAGUGGAAUAUUUAGUUAGCUAUGCUAGCCAGUAUUUUACAUUAGAACCUGGAGAUUUACUUUUGACUGGCACACCUUCUGGUGUUUCCAAACUAAAACCUGGUGAUAUCAUUCAGGCUGGACUAGGAAAUCUGAUUAGCAUGCAGUUUAAAGUGGACAAGUAGUUACCCAAGAAGAAGAAAAAACACCAUUAUUUAUUUAUAAUCAGUGACAAUUCAAUGAAGUGCCUUGUGUGAUACUCAAUGCAGCUAUUAUGUCAGGAAUAAGGAGUCAACUUACUAACCAGAUUUUAGUAAAUUCAAGUUACUUUGUAUGCAAGAGCAUCUAAUGUUAUUUGUGAGAGAGUUAAGAUUAACAGUUAAUCUGGUGUAACAGUUAAUCUGGUGUUGUUGUUUUUUGUGAUAUAGGAGUGAAAAGUGGGUAGCACAAUAAGACAAGAAAUGAAAAAACACAGGAGCUUGAUAAUAAAACUAAACCAAAAUAAAAA